Messenger RNA from Homalodisca vitripennis (glassy-winged sharpshooter), 6198 nucleotides. Its product is annotated as protein FAM13A. Gene Ontology annotation, biological process: signal transduction. The transcript is spliced from 18 exons. NCBI's taxonomy places the organism in Eukaryota, Metazoa, Arthropoda, Insecta, Hemiptera, Cicadellidae. The record is from RefSeq and is a predicted model, not a curated record. Bases 461 to 2929 code for a protein of 822 amino acids.
CUGUUGAGUCUGUUCUGUGACAAACUUUGCUAAGUAAGCCAGUUUAGGUUGUGAAUCCAUUUACGAAUACUUACUGUGUUUUGUGUUAUUUCAGUCAUGGCAUUUAUCUAUAAACAGUUUAUUCUUUAGUAGACUAGUGUGAUUAAAGUUUCAACACGUUGAAAAACCGGUAACUAGUUUUUUGGGGCUGUCACCGAGGGUGAAGCGGUAAUCUUGCGCCUCGGCCCGGUUCCAUGCUAACGUACCGUCUGGUCUCCACCCACUUCUUGAAACAACCAUAGUCGGUCAACAUGUGCCGUGACAGAGACAUGAACCCUCUAGCACCCUCUGUCUGAACCUCGCACUCACCUAACCCUUACCCUCACGUACACGAUUACGACUGAUCUCUCUUGCCAAACUGUGGAACGUCGCGAAGGGCUGUAUUUGUGGCUGGGGAAGUGAAGACAGCUGCUGUGAGAUCAUGCGGCGUCCAACUUUCUGUAACAACUCCGUCGCUGUCGAACCUCCCAGACCUUCCGACAAGGAGGAAGGUCGUUUGACUAAAGUAAAACGCAUGUUCACCAACUCUCUUCGAAAACCUGUGGUGAACAAAACCUUCGCCAUACACAUAGACGAGUUGCCUGUCAACAAGGAUCACGUACCCAAAGUGCUCAACAAAAUGGCUACUUAUAUUGAAACUUACGGUUUGCAGACAGAAGGUCUGUUCCGGUUAUCAGGUGGCAAUCCUGCACUGGUGGAGCAGCUCAAGUCUUCGUUCAACCGCACGGGAGAUGCAGAUCUGGAGGCGUGCUCUGACGUGGCCUCAGUGGCGUCUCUGCUGAAACUGUGGUUACGAGACCUACCUGAGCCCCUCAUCACUCCUGCAGUAACGGCUGAACUGGUCACCCUUCUCCACAAGUACGGAGGAGAGGCAGAGUGGUGUGGUCAAGCAAGAUUGACGCUGGGUGAGGUUCCGGCUCGUAACGCUGCCACUCUGCAGCGGAUCCUCGCGCUACUACAUGCGUACAGUGUGAGACAGCCUGCUUCCGCCGGGGCCCUGCCUGGUGCAUUCGCUCCUCUGUUACUGUGUGCUGAGUUUCAUGGCAUCUCCACCCCAGAGACCACUCACGUUGUGGCUCGCCUUAUACACGACUACCCCUCCAUCUACUGUGACAAAGUUGUGGAGGGCAAGCCGACCGAUCCGAAGCAGCGGAAACGCAAGGAGCGCCACAACAGUGACGCUGCCAGCCUGGACCGCAAGUUUGUCAGAUCAAACUCGGAAGAGCGGCCAAGUGUGGAGGAGAAGAAGAACAGUCAGUCAGAGAGUAUUCGGAGAGUGAGCAGUCACGAGGACUUCAGCCGGUCACACAGCCAGCCAGAACAGCAUCAGAAUAACGGAAAUUAUCAGCCUCUCCAUGAGCGUAACAAUUGGCCAGCCGCAGCCCACAGCCGACACUCGCACAGACAUCGGCCGACCAACACUAACGGGCUCUGCGAGCUAGUGGAGUCCAGCCCAUCACCCGGGUAUGCAAGUGAUUUGUUUGACGAAAAUGAACAUGAGCGACGGCGUCACAGCGAGCGUCACGCACCACGUAUGCCGGUUCCACGUACUCGGCGCCGAAAGAGUGCCGGUAAACUGCAGCGCCAGUGGAGUAGCUCUGAUGAUGCGGACGGAUCCUCCUCUAAAGAGAACGAGGAAGAGCAACCGUUGCCAAUACACCAGGCCUCGCUAUCAGGGGAGGAUGAGUCCCCAGUAUCUCACAGCACUUCUUCCAGCAGCUCUCACUCCUUUCUGCAGCUCCACCCUCAGGAGAAGGAGAGAUCACCGUCACCAGUACAGCCCCCCACCACUCCCCCUCUGGACCUGUCCACCCUUCAUCAGCAAGUUGACUCGGCAGAGCCUCUCACCAGCCGUAGCUUUCGUCAUCCUCAGGGGGAUGAUCGACUGGUUUCCCCUCGCAACUCUAUAGUGAUGACUCGCAGAGUGUUUGCUCCAGACGAUUCGCCUCAACCCGAUGGCCCAGUGUCCCAGAUGUCUAAACAGAUUCACAGCCUAAAGCGCAAGUUGAGGCGUUACGAAGAAGGUUUUGAGAAGGAAUUUGGCUACCGACCCAGUCAUGCAGACAAGAUGUCCAACCCGGACACUAAAAAGAUGUGUUCCUUGCUGACUAAGUUACGUAGGGAAGUAAAGAGUUUGAAAGAAGAAGGAUCAUCUGCCCUAGGCAAGGUGCUGCACUCUGGUGAUAAUUCAGACACUCAACAAGUGCCGCAGUCAAUCAAAGAAGAUGCUAUACACGAUGUUGAAAAGAUCUACAGUGUUAACUCUGAUAUGCAGAAAUUGAGUGAGAAACGAGUAUCAAGCGGGCGACCGGAGAGAGUGGAAGAGAUGACCCGAGAACAGCUGGUGGACGAGAAGUUGGCAGUGCAGAAGGGGCUGCUAUACUUGGAGAACACGUUUGGCCGUCCGACCACCAAGGAUGACCGAGACGUUGUGCGCCCUCUCUACGACCGAUACCGUUCUCUCAAGAGAUUGUUGGCCAGAAAUGCUGCGUCGAAACUGAAAGAUAAUGUCACUGAGUUGGGAACAAUUUUGGAACAUGAAACUAUGGACUUCACAAGCUCUUCACCUCCCCCACCCACAGCAUCCCCCUCUCCUCCAUGCCACUCCUCCAGCUCCCCUCCCUCCAGUCCACCACGAUCUGUUACACCCGACCUCGAGAAUCUUCACGCUAUGCCACUAUCUGAGCUGUUGAAGCAACAACAAAUCACUCGAGAGGAGAAGAAACGACUUCGGAGAAGUUUACGAGAGUUUGAAGAGGAAUGCCAGAAAACAAUGGGGCGCAAAUUAUUGAAAGAGGACAGAAUUCCCAUGGAGCAAACCUACACUGAAUACAAACAUGCCAAAGCAAAGCUGCGGCUACUCGAAGCACUGUUGAUGAAGAAAAAGUGAAUUUACAAAGAAUAAUGACUAAAGCCUAUCUGCAUUGCGACAAGUAAUUUUAAGGCAGUUAUUGCCAAUUCAACUGUGUGCCUAAACUAGAAAACGAUACUGACUCUGUAGAUGUAUUUCGCAGAUAAUCAUUUUGAUUUUACUUGUGUUGCCUAUCUUAGAAAGUGACAAGUAUUGUGUUCCUUUUAUUGAAGCAGUGUAAUUUAGUGUCAAGUUCAGUAUUUUGAUAUGAAGGUACCGUGAUUGUAAAGAUGAAAAUCAAAAGCCAGUUAAGUUAUGGUUACUUCUAUAGUAACCGAAGAAAUAAUAACCAUUGUACUUAUUUCAAUAGGGUUUUUAGGACUGUAGAUUAUUUUAAAUUAUUAAUUACUCUUCUUAUAAUUUUAUGAAAACCUUGUUUUAAUUAAAAAAUUCAAGUCUCUUUAAGCUCAAAUUUUGUAGUUGUGCCUAUUUUUCACCUGUGUACAAAAAUAACUUGACAAGACUACGUCACAAUGUAAAUACGGCUUAAGAGAUGACCUAACGUUUUUAAUAUUGUUUUUUAUUUCCAAGUGUUCACGGUGUCACGGUGAAAUCCAUACAGACUCAUAAAGAUAGAAAAGCUCUCUUUAGUUCUAAGGAACAAGAAUACUUUGUGGCUUUUGGUAGAUUAUUACUUUUGUCUAUUUAACAAAAUGUACUUGUUCUUUAGUUAACAAUCGUGUGAUAUAAAAGCUUUCUGGUGCAUCGCUUGAAGAUCUUGCAGCAACGCAAUAAAAGUAUCACUAGCUUUCUACUAUGUUACUGAUUUGUAAAUACUGUUACCAGUGAUUUAAUGUCAGAAUGUUUCCUCAUUUCUGUUGGUUUUUCUUUACUUGCUACUACUUUAAACAGCAGUUAGUAGAAUGUGUUUCUUUUAACUUUAAAAAUACGAAUGUAAACUGCAAAACAUUAGAGCACAAACAACUUUCAAUGUUUUGGGAUUAUUUAUGUACUAGAAAUAACGUAGUUAGACUUUUUCAUAAAAAACACUAAAAAAGUUUUUUAUAUAAUAUUUUGUUCUGUGAACAAGUUUGUUAUUGUUUUGGGAUACUGUUGAUAGGUGUGAUAUUUUAUUGAUUAAGUUUGAUAGUGUUUUGUAAAUAUAGUAGCUGCAAAACAUGUGUAGGAGGCUGUGCAACUGAAAAUUGUUUUCCUUGAUGUGUUCUGUUUCUAUAAAUAAUGUUCAAUAAAAAUAAUUGUAGAAUUUACAUGAUGAUUACUAAAGCCAAUGUUGUCAACCAAUCAUCCUUUACAAACUUAAUCUGAGUUUGAAAAAUUACAAUGUAAAUUUAUAUAUAAUUUCUUUUAGUUUGAUGUGUACUAACUGUUCUUAUCAACUUUGAAAUUUCAUACAAAUGUUUUCCAUUACAAUCACAAUCGUCAAUUCACUGAAAUAGGGUAGUAGAAAUCAGUAAAUGGGUAUUAGAAUAUAAAUUAAUUAUACUCUUAAAACAUUUUUCUAGAGAGCUAUAGAAACUUCUCAAAUUGGGAAAAUUAUAAAACAAGAUACAGGCCCAACCAAAUAAUUUGAAGAAGUUUCUGCGUAAGAGUUUUCAGUUAUUGUCCAAUACAUUCACGUUGAACAAUCAUAAAUCUAUCAAAGAAAGCCUUAAAGGCAUAAAGUUAUGUAGUAUGAAAGAACUGCAACAGUAAACAUUUUCAAAAUCCAGUUUGUUUUGCCUUAGUAAAUUAUUGAAUGACAAACUCUAGAUUAAUGUUAAAGUUGGACAAUGUAUCUAUAUUUAUAAUUAUAUACUAUAAAUAUAUUUUGUGGUUCUAUUAGUGAUAUAUUGAUAUUGAUUAGUGAUUUAGUGAUAAAUAAAGGUAUAUUGUGAUUGAUUUGUGAACAAUUGUACAACACUCUUUUAAAAAAAUUAAAAAACAAAAACAGAUAAUACAGCCUCCUACAAUGCAGAAGCAUAGCAAUGCAUGAAAAUAAAAUUCUGUAGUUACUGUAGUUUUAUAUGUACCACAAUCCUGAAAAUUAGUUGAUCACAAGCUUUGGAUUUAAAACAAUUCUGACUUUUUGGUAAUUUUGGCAAGAAAAUUAUUGUUGUCUCUCUAUAUUUAAAAAUAUUGUGGUAAACAACCGUCUGUGUUGCUAUUGUAUGAUAAUUUCCAAAAUAGUGUAUAUUUUAAUUUUUGAAUGUUCGUCGGAGCAAGAAUAAUUUUGUUGCUUAUUUUUCAAACUGUAAAACAAUAGUUUAAAGAAUAAAUUCAUUUAAAUGUAGACACUCCAAUAAAAUGUCAACUUCGAAAUCGUCAAGAAAGGAAAUGUUCUACUAAUAUUUUAUCUUAUUGUGUACAGUAAAGUGAAGGUCCUGUUAAAGUAUAUUAAUUUGUAUCACUAACAAUAUAUUUAACAUCAUUUUGUAUCUAUCAAUAUUAUGCUUUGUUGAAAUAACUUUAUUUGUAGCACUAUUAAAACAAUAUAAAAUCGUAAAAUGUCUUUGUAGACAAACUAAAUAAACUUGGAAGUAACAUAUUCUCCUUGGCUUUAUAUGAGCAAUAGUCUUUUUUUAUUUGUUCUCCACACAUUUUAUUCUCAGUUUAAGCUUUAUUCAUUUUAAGAUUCACAGAACUUGUAAAUAGUGUGUGCUUUAAUUUGAAAUGUUUGUUUUUUAUUUUUUAUUUGUUGUCUUAUUAUAAUACCUUGUAGCGAAACAAGCAAUUCAUUUUAUUGCUCUCUGCAUUCAUCAAGAGUGCUUUUUACUAUGAUAACUGCAUAUUUAACUUGUUUACCGCUGAAUAAUUUGUUUUAACUGAAGCAUUUAUUAUAAUUUUACACUAGAAUAGAAGACGUGACAUAUUUUAUAUUUUGGUAUGAAUAACAUUUAUAUGUAACGGAUUAACAUGUAUGUUAUUUAGUUGUAAAUAGCAGCAGGAACAUGGUGCUUAGGUCCCCUUCCACAUCCCACCAAUCAUGAAUAUAGACUGAUCUUUCAUCUUUUGGUUCAUUUUUUUAUAGUGGAAAGCGUGUUAACAGCUUGAUACAUCUAAAUGAUUUAUUAUAUUUUGUUAGUGUUAUAUACACCCUGGGCAUUUUUUAUUUGCAGGUAUCAUUUUGGUUUACAUAUACUCGUAUAUAUUUUAUAUAAGUAAAACUAGAGUUUGUAUGCUUGCAAACUAGUUAUUAAAAGUUUUUGAACUGAAAGGUCACCAAGUAUUAAGUGAAAAUGGUCUAUCAUUUUUACUCGUUGUAACACAUUAUAUAUUGGACCAAAAGAGAAUAAACCUUUAGAUUUGAA